Messenger RNA from Emericellopsis atlantica, 1265 nucleotides. RefSeq names its product endo-1,4-beta-mannosidase-like protein. The record is from RefSeq and is a predicted model, not a curated record. Gene Ontology annotation, molecular function: hydrolase activity, hydrolyzing O-glycosyl compounds. Lineage: Eukaryota; Fungi; Ascomycota; Sordariomycetes; Hypocreales; Bionectriaceae. The transcript is spliced from 4 exons. Bases 30 to 1265 code for a protein of 411 amino acids.
GUUGAUUGUUCACAAAACGCAACUGCAUCAUGUUUCUUCAAUCCAAGAUCGCGGCCCUGGCGCUCUGCAUCGCCCAGGUUUCCGCUGCCCCAGCCGCGAGACAGGCUGAAGGCUUCGUGACCACCGAUGGCGAGAAAUUCAUGCUCGACGGGAAGAACUUCUACUUUGCCGGUAGCAAUGCCUACUACCUCCCCUUUCAAGGCACCCAGGCCGACGUCGAGAAAGGACUCACCGCCGCCUACGACGCUGGCCUGCGCGUGAUGCGCACAUGGGGUUUCAACGACAAGAACGUGACCUACGACCCCAGCGGCCUGCCCCAGUACAACGGCGCUGACCCUGGUGCCGAUGAAGCCGUCUUCCAGUGGUGGGACAAUGGCGUCCCUACGAUCGACGUGACCCAGUUUGACAAGGUCGUCAACGGGGCCGAGGCCGCUGGCAUGAAGCUCCUCGUCACUCUGACCAACAACUGGGCUGACUACGGCGGCAUGGACAUGUACACCGUCAACCUGGGCGGACAGUACCACGACGAUUUCUACCACGUCCCCGAAAUCAAGCAAGCCUUCAAGAACUACGUCGAGCUCUUUGUCACCCGCUACAAGGACUCCCCCACCAUCUUCGCCUGGGAACUCGCCAACGAGCCACGCUGCGGUGCCGACGGCACGCGCAACCUCCCACGCAGUCCCGCCGGCUGCGACCCGGACGUCAUGAGCGCGUGGAUCACCGAGAUGAGCGCCUUCGUCAAGUCACUCGACCCCAACCAUCUCGUCACCUGGGGCGGCGAGGGCGGCUUCAACCGCGUCUCGGAUGACUGGGCGUACAAUGGCGCCGACGGUGGUGACUUUGACGCUGAGAUUGCCCUGGACGAUAUUGACUUUUGUGUCUUCCACUCGUAUCCUGACUGGUGGUCCAAGACGGUCGACUGGACGGACCAGUGGAUCCGCGAUCAUGCCGAGGCUGCUCGCGCGGCGGGCAAACCUGUGGUGCACGAGGAGUACGGCUGGCUGACGGACGAGGCGCGACUGGAGUAUGUCGGCACCGUCAGCAACAUCUCCAGGGUCGAGGCCAUGGGCGGCUGGCAGGAGAUUGCCGUGGAAGAGAAGAUUCCGGACAUGUACUGGCAGUUUGGCUACUCGGAGUGGUCGUAUGGUCGCAACCACAAUGACGGGUUCACCAUCUAUCUGGACGACGAGGAGGCACAGCCGCUGGUGUUUGAGCAUGCGGAGAAGAUGAAUGCGCUGAAUGGGCAGCGGCCGGCUUUUGGGUGA